Messenger RNA from Leguminivora glycinivorella, 1572 nucleotides. Its product is annotated as 4-hydroxyphenylpyruvate dioxygenase-like. The transcript has 9 exons. The record is from RefSeq and is a predicted model, not a curated record. Gene Ontology annotation, cellular component: Golgi membrane; endoplasmic reticulum membrane. Lineage: Eukaryota; Metazoa; Arthropoda; Insecta; Lepidoptera; Tortricidae. Gene Ontology annotation, biological process: L-tyrosine catabolic process. Bases 133 to 1275 code for a protein of 380 amino acids. Gene Ontology annotation, molecular function: 4-hydroxyphenylpyruvate dioxygenase activity.
UUCCGAUAUAAAACGGACGGAUGAUAACAGGUCCCUAGUUCUUGUGACAUUGCAGCACUAGGUUGUUGUGUUUAUUAUAACCGGGAAAAUUUCCGAACGUGAUACUUAAGCUUUAUCGGAUUGCAUUUUAAAAUGACCACGUACACAGAUAAGGGAAAGAAACCUGAAAAUGGAAAAUUCUUGGCGUUUGACCAUCUUACCUUUUGGGUGUCGAAUGCCAAACAGGCCGCCAGUUACUACGUGACAAGGUUCGGGUUCGAGCCACUGGCCUUUAAGGGUUUGGAGACCGGCUCCAGAAAUUUGUCUUCGAUUGCUGUCAGAUUAAAUAAGAUCGUUUUCGUCCUCCAAGCUCAAUAUGAGCCUGAAGACUCCCAGCUAUCAAACGAGGUGGCUUACCACGGAGACUUCGUGAAGGAUGUGGCCUUCCAAGUGGAGAACCUGGACUACAUCCUGGCGUAUGCCAAGAAACAAGGCGCUGUUGUAGUGAAGGAUCUUUGGGAGGAACGCGAUGAAUUCGGCGUGGUCAGAAUGGCCGUUUUGAAGACGUACGGCGACAACACACACACUUUGGUCGACCGAACCAACUACAGAGGGCCUUUUUUGCCUGGAUACCAACUGUUACAACAGGAUCCUAUCAACAAAUUGUUGCCUAAAGUGGAGAUCAACUUCAUCGACCACGUGGUUGGCAACCAGCCUGACGGCGACAUGGAAACAACCGCGUCGUGGUAUGAACGCUGCUUACAGUUCCAUAGGUUCUGGUCAGUGGACGACAAGCAAGUCUGCACAGAGUACUCAGCGCUCCGUUCUGUCGUAAUGGCCAACUGGGAGGAAACCGUCAAGAUGCCCAUCAACGAACCGGCUCCGGGCAAGAAAAAGAGUCAGAUCCAGGAGUACGUGGAGUACCAUGGGGGCGCUGGGGUGCAGCAUAUAGCUAUAAAUACGGAGGAUAUCAUUACGGCGAUAACAAACCUGCGUGCCCGCGGAGUCGAAUUCCUCUCAAUCCCUUCAAAAUACUAUAAACUGAUUCGUCAACAACUAGCGCACAGCAAAGUGAAAGUAGCAGAAAGCAUAGACAUAUUGGAGAAACUGAACAUUCUGAUAGAUUACGAUGAUGAUGGGUACCUGCUUCAGAUCUUUACGAAGAAUACUCAGGACCGACCCACGUUGUUCUUGGAGGUUAUACAGAGGAGGAACCAUAAUGGUUUCGGUGCCGGUAACUUCAAGACCCUAUUCGAGUCGCUCGAGUUAGAACAAGAGAAACGAGGCAACUUGUAACAUAAUUUAAUGUUUCUGUAACUACAAGGUCAGCAAGUCGUCAGGCCACUCAGGCCGGAUAACUUGAUUAAUGCAAAUUUUAGCGUGAUCUGCGCAUUUAUUACAUCUUAUUAGAUUAUUUGCCAUUUUAAAAUAAGAAAACAUAUUUGUUCUGUUAUAUCUUUCUAUAAAAUCAAUGAUUUUUACUGUAAUUUUGCAUAUCACCAUUGUGUCACCUUUUAUGAUAGAUGUUUAUUUUUAGUUUAAAAAGUUGCCAUACUAGUAUGUAAAUAUAAAAUAAAAAUAUUAUAAUUUGCA